AUGAUAAAGUUUGGACUUCUCAAGGGAAGUACGGGGAUGAAAGGCCGCCUCAAUAUGCAUCGUUUCGGUGGGACGGCCGGAACGAGAAUCAAAAAUCGAACCGCUAACUUGCUCAGUCAUAGGUUCUAUGGGUCUAGAGCUAGUCUGAUGCAGCUCUCCGGCUAUAACAAGCAGGUCGUGGUGAAGCUGGUAGUGAUGACGGGAGUCACGUUAGUACUGGGCAGUAUUCUUUUCCAGUACGCGGAAAGAGACGUACAAACGUGCACAGAGGACGAGGAUGAUGACAUCGAUGGCCACAGUGGUAAGAAUCAGUCCCGCCCAAAAAUCAAAAUUUUCAAUAACAACUGGCUUUUUUUCUGGUACUCCACGCUUCCUUUAAAUGCCAUGUCGCGAAUUUGGGGUCAAGUGAAUUCGCUCACGUUACCCGUGUGGUUGCGCCCUUGGAGCUUUAGGCUAUAUGCGACUGUGUUUGGCGCGAACUUGGACGAGAUGGAAGACCCGGUGCUUGAACAUUACCAGAAUUUGUCGCAGUUUUUUUACCGUGACAUCAGGCCAGAAACGCGUCCCAUUGCUCCUGGCGAUGAUACGGUUGUGUGUCCCAGCGAUGGAAAAGUGUUACAGUUGGGGGUGAUUGACUCCCAAACUGGUGAUAUUCGGCAAGUGAAGGGAAUGACCUACUCAGUUCGCGAGUUUCUUGGUACUCAUGCUCAUCCGCAUAUGACCCGAAGUGAGUCCGAGGAUAAUUUGGAGACCUUAAGCUCCUCAUCCGAUGAGGAACACAUCGAGUUCGCUCGCAUAAAUAAUAUUCCCUACACCUUUAAUGACAUGAUCGGAGACGGCCCCGGCGACAAGCAUUCCCACUUACAAAAGAUGGAAUAUUCCAGCGAAGGUGACAAGUCCCUGCCAGAGGUACAACCUUCUAGACCCAAGACUAUCAAGUUGUUGAGUCAGCUUUCAACGCAUUACAUCGACAAGCUAAAAGGCUCAGAUCCUAUAAAUACCAAAUUGUACUUCGCCGUCAUUUAUUUGGCCCCAGGAGACUAUCAUCAUUAUCACUCGCCGGUCAAUUGGGUUUGCAAAUUACGUCGUCACUUUCCUGGCGAGCUAUUCUCUGUGGCUCCUUAUUUCCAACGCAAUUUUCCCAACCUUUUCGUGUUGAAUGAACGUGUCGCGCUACUAGGGCACUGGAAGCACGGAUUUUUCAGUAUGACUCCGGUUGGUGCCACCAACGUUGGUUCUAUUAAACUCAAUUUUGACAAAGAGUUGAUAACCAACGGCAAGCGCAAGGAAAAGGUUAAACCUCACACUUGUUACGAGGCUACUUAUGAAAACACUAGCGCGGUCCUAGGCGGUGUGCCGCUAGUGAAGGGUGAGGAAAUGGGUGGAUUUAUGCUCGGAAGUACCGUUGUAUUAUGUUUCGAAGCUCCUGACAGUUUUGAAUUUGACAUAAAAGUUGGACAAGCCGUUAAAAUGGGCCAACCCCUCGGUGAAUCAAAGUAG
This is a messenger RNA of Lachancea dasiensis, 1500 nucleotides long. NCBI's taxonomy places the organism in Eukaryota, Fungi, Ascomycota, Saccharomycetes, Saccharomycetales, Saccharomycetaceae. The record is from the annotation of a GenBank genome assembly.